AUGAGAAAGGGUGGGAAGGUCACUACCCUCACCUUAUUCCACCUUCGUCCCAGCAACUGCCUCCGUGAGGCCAUAGUAGGAUCGUCGGCGACUCCAUGCGACUUCGAUGAUGGGCCUGAGGCCGGUGUCGAGGUUACCGUGGUGUUUCCCUCUUCCGAGACCAUCCUCCACUGUGCCACAGAGUUUCCUGCCACCUCUACUGUUACAUUGUCGCUAUCAUCACCGGAGGACUCGUUUCCAUUGCUCCAGUUAGAGAUUUUCCAUCUCGAAGGACUAGUGUGUCAUGUCGAUGCCCCAACCACCAUAAGAACCGUUGUAGCGUUGUUGCUCUUCCCCUCCGAGUCGCUGCUGCCUUCCUGA
Lactuca saligna is the source of this 360-nucleotide messenger RNA. NCBI's taxonomy places the organism in Eukaryota, Viridiplantae, Streptophyta, Magnoliopsida, Asterales, Asteraceae. The record is from the annotation of a GenBank genome assembly.